This is a messenger RNA of Tetrapisispora phaffii CBS 4417, 1683 nucleotides long. It is a transcript of the gene TCP1, whose product is annotated as chaperonin-containing T-complex alpha subunit TCP1. The record is from RefSeq and is a predicted model, not a curated record. Gene Ontology annotation, molecular function: ATP binding; ATP-dependent protein folding chaperone; ATP hydrolysis activity. The transcript has a single exon. Lineage: Eukaryota; Fungi; Ascomycota; Saccharomycetes; Saccharomycetales; Saccharomycetaceae. Gene Ontology annotation, biological process: protein folding. Gene Ontology annotation, cellular component: chaperonin-containing T-complex. Bases 1 to 1683 code for a protein of 560 amino acids.
AUGUCCCAAGUCUACAGUAACUCACGUUCAGAUACCUUAUUUUUGGGUGGUGAAAGAAUCAGUGGGGAAGAUAUUCGUAAUCAAAAUGUUUUAGCUGCUUUGGCUGUUGCAAACGUUGUGAAGUCUUCUCUAGGGCCUGUCGGUUUGGAUAAGAUGUUAGUGGAUGAUAUUGGUGAUUUCACUGUCACCAAUGAUGGUGCCACUAUUUUAUCUUUGCUGGACGUCCAACAUCCAGCAGGUAAGAUCCUGGUUGAAUUGGCGCAGCAGCAGGAUAGAGAAAUCGGUGAUGGUACUACUUCUGUGGUCAUUAUCGCAUCCGAACUGUUGAAGAAGGCAAAUGAACUAGUUAAGAACAAAAUUCAUCCAACUACAAUCAUCACUGGUUUCAGAGUCGCUUUAAGAGAAGCCAUUCGUUACAUCAAUGAAGUUCUAUCAGUCAGUGUCGAUUCAUUAGGUAACGAAACGUUACUUAAUAUUGCAAAGACCUCCAUGUCUUCAAAGAUUAUAGGUGCAGACUCUGAAUUUUUCAGCAGUUUAGUGGUCAACGCACUACUUGCCGUUAAAACUCAAAAUUCAAAAGGUGAAGUGAAAUACCCAGUUAAAGCUGUCAAUAUAUUAAAGGCUCACGGUAAAUCUUCUAAAGAAUCAGUUUUAGUCCAUGGUUAUGCUUUGAACUGUACAAUUGCCUCCCAGGCCAUGCCAAACCGUAUCGCUACAGGUAAUGUCAAAAUUGCUUGUCUUGAUAUCAACUUUCAAAAGGCUCGUAUGGCAAUGGGCGUUCAAAUUAAUAUCGAUGAUCCAGAACAAUUAGAAGAAAUCCGCAAGCGUGAAGCAGACAUAGUUUUAGAAAGAGUAAAAAAAAUUAUCGAUACCGGUGCUCAAGUUGUGUUGACUACUAAAGGCAUUGAUGAUUUAUGUUUAAAGGAAUUCGUCGAAGCCAAAAUAAUGGCUGUCAGACGUUGUAAGAAAGAAGACUUAAAGAGAAUCGCCCGUGCUACUGGCGCCACUCUAAUAAGUUCUAUGUCCAACUUAGAAGGCGAUGAAACUUUCGAAUCUAGUUAUUUGGGUACUUGUGAAGAAGUUGUUCAAGCUAAAUUCUCCGAUGACGAAUGUAUAUUGAUCAAGGGUACUUCCAAACACUCUUCUUCAUCUGUCAUUCUACGUGGUCCAAACGACUACUCGUUAGAUGAAAUGGAACGUUCAUUACACGAUUCCUUAUCCGUUGUCAAGAGAACUCUAGAGAGUGGUAACGUUGUACCAGGUGGUGGUUGUGUCGAGAGUGCUUUGAACAUAUAUCUGGAUAAUUUUGCAACUACAGUUGGGUCCCGUGAUCAAUUAGCCAUUGCUGAAUUUGCAUCUGCAUUAUUAAUUAUUCCAAAGACCCUAGCUGUGAACGCUGCAAAGGAUUCCAGUGAGCUAGUUGCGAAACUGAGAUCUUACCACGCUGCAAGUCAAUUGGCUCAACCAGACGACAUAAAGAGAAAGAACUACAGAAACUACGGUUUGGAUCUGAUCAAGGGUAAGAUUGUCGACGAAGUCCAAGCUGGUGUUCUGGAACCAACCAUAAGUAAAGUGAAGUCUUUGAAAUCUGCAUUAGAAGCCUGUAUUGCCAUCUUAAGAAUCGAUACAAUGAUCGCUGUUGAUCCAGAACAACCAAAGGAAGACCCCCAUGCUCAUAUGUAA